AUGAGUUUAGUACCAACAAUAUAAUUGCAGCAGUGAGAUCGGGGCUUUUUUUUCCUGUUUACUAUUUAUUCAAUUUCUUUGUCUAUGCAAAGAAUUCAAAAGUGCUCAACUCAUAGAACUUGUAUUCAGAAUUAUUGAAACAAAUAAAUACAAUUUUGUAGACAGACAUGCAAUAAUAUUGUUAAAAUAUUCUGACGUAAAUCACGGCCUAAAAGCGAUAACAAAAUGAAAUGAUCAAUAGGGAAUAAAUCAAAAAAUUAACUGAUUUAUUAGCUGCUUGCUUGCAAAUUGUGUUUAUUAUAGCAAAGCCUAAGCAAAGUGUGAAGUGUUGUCACCGAUUGGCGGUUUUAGUAGAAAGUAGUAAUUAUUGCUAAACAAAUGUGUGCAAGUGUUUAAUCGUUGUAGGAGAAUGUCAAAAUAUCAAAUCUUAAAUAACGAUUCCGACUAUGAUGAAGUUACGGCCGGCAUAUCGAAUGAACCGUUCACUUUACUAAUGUUUGAUAGCGAGCAACAGGAUAACUCAGCUCAUCAGUUAUCUCGAAGCAUUGAUCGUUACCGAUCCGAAUGCAAUAAUCAUUUAAAUGAAAACCAUAACCAGUACGAUGAUUGCAAGGAACGUAACAGUUUCAACGAAAAUACGCUGCAACGUUCACACAAUGAUAACGAUAUCCCUCAUGUUGUCACAAAUAAUAAUAAUAAUAAUAAUAAUAAGAAUGUUAACGAUAAAAAUUUGAUCAUGUCAGCAAAUUACAUUAAAAACUGCAGUAAGCAUAAGGCAAUCCACAGUGCAAUGACACCGCUAGACACCGAUGAAAGUACAAUUGAGGUUCCGCUAAUGCAAAAUCAUACCACUACUGCCACGAACGCCAACAACAGGGAUAAUGCCAGUAACACCCGCAAUCAUAUUCAAUUUACAAAAGAUUACGAACAUAAAUGCCUCUGUGGACAGGGAGGUUUCGGCGCUAACCUCAGAUGCAAAUCAACGCAAGCAGCGAAAACGAAAAUUCUCCGGGCGAUCGUCAUUUGCUGCAUUUUCAUGGUUGUCGAAUUUCUAGGUGGCUAUAUAGCCGGAAGCCUGGCCAUUAUGACUGAUGCCGCACAUUUAGCAUCUGAUUGCAUUAGUUUUAUAAUUGGUUUGGUAGCAAUUUGGUUGGGCAACAGGCCACCGGACGAUAAAAUGUCAUUUGGUUAUAAGCGUAUGGAAAUUAUUGGUGCUAUCGCUUCAAUUUUGGGAAUUUGGAUAUUAACCACGACCUUGGUUUUAAUGGCAUUACAACGCCUUUGCACAAACGACUAUGAAUUGGAUGCGAAUUCUAUGAUGACAAUUUCUUUCAUUGGAAUUAUAAUUAACAUAGUCAUGAUUUUUAUUUUACACACUUCAACGCAUAUCCUGCCAACCGUUGGCAUUGCCGAAGCCCAUGGUCAUAGUCAUAGCCAUAAUCAUGGCCAUGGUCAUUCACCCGCCACCGUGCAUUUGCAUCGACCUAAAAGUACAAACGACAACCAUUCGCAGCUGUCUGAUGUUUUUGUUGAUACGACAAGUGGGACAACAUCAAUGGAGUUAUUGUCGCCUGAAGCAAUGGUGCUCAACGGAAGUGGUUUAAAACACCAAACAGAUGGAAAUGAUAAGAAUUUAAACCUACGUGCAGCCAUGAUUCAUGUCAUCGGCGAUUUGGUGCAAAGUUUUGGCGUAUUUUUUGCUUCAGUAUUAAUUAAGAAUUUCCCGAAAGCAGUGUUUCUAGAUCCUCUAUGUACAUUAUUAUUUUCUGUAAUUGUUAUAAUGACCACCGUCAACCUAUUUAAGGAGUCCGUACAUGUAUUAAUGGAUUCAGUACCUCAGGAUGUUCCUAUGAAUGAUCUGAAAAUGGAUUUAUCCAAUUUAGUUGGAGUAACAUCUGUUCAUCAUCUAAACAUUUGGAAUCAUACCUCCAACCAUAAGAUACUAAUGGCUCAUCUAGUUAUAGAUCCGUCAGUCCAUAGCAAUACUGUGUUAUUUAACGCUACUCAAUUAGUUCAAAAUUCUAAAUACAACAUAAAGCAUAGUACGAUACAAAUUGAAACAGAAGCUUUAUGAAAAGUGAUAAUUUGUUCUAGCUUUUUUUAAACAAAAAAAAAA
Messenger RNA from Glossina fuscipes, 2116 nucleotides. RefSeq names its product zinc transporter 8 (gene ZnT41F). The coding region runs from base 410 to 2074 and encodes 554 amino acids. Lineage: Eukaryota; Metazoa; Arthropoda; Insecta; Diptera; Glossinidae. Gene Ontology annotation, biological process: response to zinc ion; zinc ion transmembrane transport. The transcript has 9 exons. Gene Ontology annotation, molecular function: zinc ion transmembrane transporter activity. The record is from RefSeq and is a predicted model, not a curated record. Gene Ontology annotation, cellular component: plasma membrane.